Messenger RNA from Paraglomus brasilianum, 1470 nucleotides. The record is from the annotation of a GenBank genome assembly. Lineage: Eukaryota; Fungi; Glomeromycota; Glomeromycetes; Paraglomerales; Paraglomeraceae.
AUGUCUGCACCAGACCGUUCACAGCAGCAACCGCGAACGACGGUUUCCAGUAGCGUUGGCGUCGGUACAACGGCAUUGACCACGACAGCCACUUCUGAUACCUUUUCUCGUGCGGGCUCAUCCUUGACCUCUACCUUGUCUGCCACCACUCUUCCUCGCCGGCAUUCUAUCUAUGGUACUGGUGAAGAUCGUAUCGUUCUCGAUAUAGGCAGCCUGUACAUUAAAUGCGGCUUUAGUGGUGAGGCACGACCAAGACAUAUUGUGCCAGUUCAUGCUGGGAAUAUGAAGUUUCAUUGGAUGUUGGAUUCUUGUGGUAGUGGGGGAUCAGAGAAAGAAUGUAGCGAAGGGUGUAGACUUGUUGGUGGGUUUGCCGAACUAUUUGAUUUGCAAAUCGGAUGUAAGCAAGAGGAUCUGGAUGCUUUGUAUGAUAGGUUAUCCCACUUUUUAAGAGAAGUCUAUUUCAGAUAUUUGUUAACUGAUUCCAAACACCGAAAAGUGGUGCUGUGCGAACCGCCAAUGAUGCCAUUGAAAUUGAAAGAAUUGAUUGCCAAAGUUCUAUUUGAGAAUUUACAAGUUCCAUCAAUAUCCUUUGCUCCAUCGCACAUGCUAGCAUUACUUACGACAGGUUGUACAACUGGAUUAGUAGUCGACUGUGGACAUUUGGAGACGACCGUCAUGCCGACCUUCUCUGCCCGCCCUUUAACCCCAUUUAUCCGAACAACUCCUCUUGCCGGUCGUGCUCUCACAAAACGACUCAAAAAUCUUCUCUGCAUGUCUGCUGAGAUGAUAAUUCCUCCAGCUACUUCAAAAGUUCCCGUCAUUCCAAAAUACUUGACGCAUACCAUAAUCGAAGACAUAAAAACGCGUUUCAUUUUCGUUUCUCCCAUGCAUAUUCCUGCUAACGGAACCAUCGGCGUGGCAGAAAAGACUCCAGAGGAGGAUAUUGAAAAAAAAUACGCAAACGACAGUAAAGUCGAGGAUCUGUAUUAUCCGAUUGCGUUAGGGACGGUAGGAGGAAAGAACCAGAUCGGUACACUUGUGGUGCCAGGGUGGAUUCGUGGACGUGCGGCAGAAGUAUUGUUUGAAGGCGAUGAGGAUGAGUCGAGUGUUGUUGGGUGUUUGUUGGAAAGCCUUUUGAAGACACCAAUUCAUCUUCGUCGUUCUCUGGCAUCUUCUAUCCUCUUAAUUGGCGGUACUACACUACUUCCCAACUUCCAACUCCGUCUUAGUCAAGAAAUACUCCGUGCUCUACGUGUUGAUAGACGGUUUGCGACCAUAUCUGGACUUUCUGAUCAUAUUGGAUUCCUAGAGGAAUCCGGAAGUGGCAAAGUAUUUGUUGCAAAUUGUCGUGCAUGGGUUGGAGGAUCGUUGAUAGGGUCAUUGAAGUCUACGACAGUUGAGCUUACAAGAGAGAAAUUUGACGGGGAAGUUCCUGAUUGGUCUUUGGGCAAUAUUCCCAAAGCAGUAUAA